UGAUUUUAACAUCGGCUUAAACGAAAAGCCCGCUAAUUCAGCACGUGCCAAUCAAGAUUGUAAUUGUAACGACUAGAAUCGGCGACAAAAAGCUUCGAACAAUCAGCAGCUUCAAUCAGGAGCUUAGAUAAAAAUAAUAAAAAAAAACUGAAAAUUUUGUUACAGAAACCAAGAAACAUCCUCAGAUCUUCCGAAUCAUACGAAUUAAACCCAAAAUUUUUGUUAAUAAAAAGAAGGAAACCAGCAUACAGCUGUUAAUCAACCCGACAAUGAUGGAGUCGAACUUGAAUCUCCUUCAAUCUCUCGAACCAAAGAGAGACGCCUAUGGAUUUUCUUUGAGACCUCAACACAUACAAACAUAUAGACAGUACGUUAAUAUCUACAAGGAAGAGGAAGAGGAAAGAUCAGAGAAAUGGAAGAUCUUCCUCGAACAGCAUUCAAAACCGAUUGAACCAUGCCUUUCUGAGGAGGAUAAAAAAAUAUUGCAGGCUGAAGCUACUGAGCCGAAAAAUAAGGCUCUUUCUGAGGAGGAAAAUAAAAAGACAUUGCAUUUGGCAGCUACAGAGGCAAAUGAAGAGGCUGCUAUUGAGGCAGAAGAAGAGACUGCUUUUGAGAAGGAAAACAAGGUGACAUUGCAGACUGAAGCUAUCCAAUUGAAUGAAGAAGCUGCUUCUGAGGAGGAAUAUAUGGAGACAUUCCAAGGUGAAGCUAUAGAUGAAAGCAAAGAGAAAUCACAAACUGAAGCGACUGAGUUAAAAGAAGAGGUUUGUUCAGAGAGGAGCAAGGAAGGAGAUGCUCCAAGUGCAAAGCUUGAUUCUGCUAAUUCAACAGAAAAUGAAACAGGAAAGGAGGUGCAGCUUGCAGAAGAAACAAAGAUACAUAAGGUUGAAAGAUGGGCUAAUACCAGACCAGCCCUUUGUGCCAUUGAGAAUAUGAUGAAUUCAAGGGUUAAGAAGGGAAGGAAUAUGAAAAAUAUGAAUAUGAAUGAAAGCGGAGACCAUCUUCCAUCAAUAAAAGAGGCAAGAUCUCCAGAAGGAGAAUCUGAGGAUGAAAUUGAGGAAAAGGUCUGUGUUAAUGAGAACUCAGCAAGGGAAAAAAGUAAUGCAGACAAUGGGGCCUUUCAAGAAUCCUUUUUUCCUUGGAAAGAAGAGCUGGAGAGCCUUGUUCAUGGAGGAGUACCGAAGGACCUCAGAGGGGAGGUGAGGUUGAAACUUCUCUGUCUGUUAUUGUCUCAAUAUUUAGUGGUUGAAAAAUGCAUUGUUUGCUAUAAUAUGGUCAUUGCAGUAUGGCAAGCCUUUGUAGGUGUUAAGGCACGACGAGUGGAGAGGUAUUAUGAGGAUUUGCUGGCUCAAGAAAACUAUGAUGCUGAUCAACAUAGUGACUCAUCUGUUGUGUUCAGAAAAUGGAGAAAGCUGAUUGACAAGGAUUUACCACGGACUUUUCCAGGUCAUCCAGCUUUGAACAAUAAUGGUAGGGAUUCCUUGAGGCGUUUACUUUUAGCAUAUGCUCGACAUAACCCCUCUGUUGGGUACUGUCAGGCAAUGAAUUUCUUUGCUGGAUUAUUGCUACUUUUGAUGCCAGAGGAAAAUGCCUUUUGGACCUUGGUGGGCAUUAUCGAUGAUUACUUUGAUGGGUGCUAUACAGAGGAAAUGAUAGAAUCUCAGGUUGAUCAACUUGUAUUAGAAGAGUUGAUGCGUGAAAGAUUUCCCAAAUUGGUCAAUCAUCUGGAUUACUUGGGAGUGCAGGUGACAUGGAUUUCUGCACCUUGGUUUCUUUCCAUUUUUGUUAAUAUGCUUCCUUGGGAAAGUGUUCUUCGCAUUUGGGAUGUGCUUCUAUUUGAAGGAAAUCGUGUUAUGCUCUUUCGAACGGCCCUUGCUUUAAUGGAGUUAUAUGGUCCUGCCUUAGUUACAACUAAAGAUACUGGGGAUGCCAUCACUUUGCUGCAAUCCCUAGCUGGCUCAACAUUUGACAGCAGCCAACUUGUUUUGACUGCCUGCAUGGGUUUUUUUGCUGUGACUGAUGUUAAACUACAAGAGUUGAGAGAAAAGCAUAGACCAGUUGUGCUACUGGUCGUUGAGGAAAGAACAAAAAGAGGUCGAGUUUGGAAAGAUUCAAAAGGACUUGCAUCUAAGCUGUACAGUUUUAAGCACGAUCAUGGAUCUCUGCUGGAAGAAACAAAACCUGCGGAAGAUUUAGCUGAUAGAGACACAUCUAAGUUGGAACCCUGGUCCUCUAAUCUAGAUGAAUUGCUCUGUAGCCUAAAUGCAGGUUCAGAAGUUGAUUCCUUACCAGAUCUUCACGAGCAGGUUGAUUGGAUGAAGGUUAAGUUGUGUAGGUUGCUUGAGGAAAAAAGAGCUGCUGUACUCCUAGCUGAGGAGCUAGAGACAGCACUCGUGGAGUUGGUCAAAGAAGAUAACCGACGUAUAUUGAGUGCAAAGAUUGAACGGCUAGAGCAAGAGGUGGCUGACCUACACCAAGCUCUUGCUGAUAAGAAAGAACAGGAAGCUGCGGUGCUUAAGGUUUUGAUUCGGCUAGAGCAAGAGCAAAGGAUAACUGAAGAUGCUCGCAGAAAUGCAGAGGAAGAUGCAGCUGCCCAGAGACAUGCAGUUACUGUGCUCCAGGAAAAAUAUGAGAAGGCUAUGGCUUCUAUUGCUCAGAUGGAGAAGAGAGUGGUUAUGGCAGAAUCAAUGCUGAAGGCUACCUUGCAAUAUGAAUGUGGCCAAGCAAAAACGCCAUCUUCUCCACUGACUCAGAAUACCACACAGGACAGCCCCAGAAGAAAGGCAGGGCUAUUUUCAUUUGGACUUGGCUGGCGUGACAAGAACAAGGGCAAGCCUAAUUUUGAGGGGUCCACGGACAGUAAAUCCAAGCCAAGCACAACUCAGGAAGAAACUAACACCCAAGACCAAGAGAAGAACUCUAGUCAGGGAUAGCCCUAGUGCCUUGUCAUC
This is a messenger RNA of Durio zibethinus, 2951 nucleotides long. The record is from RefSeq and is a predicted model, not a curated record. Lineage: Eukaryota; Viridiplantae; Streptophyta; Magnoliopsida; Malvales; Malvaceae.